AUGAACAAGAUAAAAGAAUUUUGUAGUGGGUACAUUAAAACUAUACUAUUUGCGAUUGAGUUUAAACCUAGAUUUUAAGUAUAAUAAUAUUUAUGAAACAGUUUCCUCAAGAGCUUUUUAUUAUUCCCCAUCUACUGCAUCAUGUUUAAUUAUUAGGCUUAUUUUUGGAAAGAUCUUCAGAUUAAGCAUUUGAUUAUGUUGUUUUACUGUCACAUUUUUCUUAAUUUGAGCCUAUAUUAACAGAAGACUUAAGCAAAAUAUUUCUAUUUAUUAUAUUUGCUUUUUAAAUAAUCUUACUAUUUUAUCUACUUAUUGCAACAUUUGAAACUUAAAGAGUAGCCUUAAACUUUAAAUAGAGAUUAAUUUUAGAGAAAAAAAUAGAAUCAGUUAACUCUAUUUUACACUGGUACUUUACUUUUUAUAGUGUCUUUACAAUACCAAUAAUUGUAAUUAGUGUAAAAUUUAUGUUAACUGAUUAUUUUGUAUUUGGAUAUUUUAACGCAAUAAUGUAGUAUUGUUAAGGAAUAAUAUUGAUAUAUUUGUUAAGAAAUCAUAGAUUUGCUGAAAAUAAUUCUUUUAAAAGAAGAUUUGCAUAUGUUCAAUUGUUCAAUUAUACAAUUAGUUACUUACUAAUUAUUUUUAGAUUUUAUUAAGAAAUUACAUUUGUUAAAUAUAUAUUUGGAUUUUCAUAUGCAUUUUUAUAAAUAGUUGAUUAAUUUUAUAGCUGUCCUUAUAGGGAUCCAUUUCGAGAACCAUCUUUGAAAGUAGCUAUGGUACUUUUUAGUAGUAUUUUCAUAUGUUUAAUGUUUUCUUUGGAAAUAAUAUCAGAUGGAUAAUUAUUUUGGACUUUGUUUGUUGCUGGAUUAAUAAGCGGAGUUUCAACUAGUAUAAGUUCUUUAUUUCAUGAAUUUGCUAUGACUAAUUAUAAUUCACGUUUCAAUUUAUAAGAGAAAUAUAUAAUUAUAGGAGUAGAUUAAUUUUAUAGUCACUUUAAUCAUUUUUAAACAAGUGAAUACAACAAAUUAACUUACUUUUAAUAAUUGAUAAAACAUAAUGAGAAUUGUCUUAGACCUAAAUGUCCUUCUUAAAGGUCUAAAUUAUCAUAAGUUAAUUUUAAUGAUAAAAUAUAAUUACAGAAACUAACAAUUGAUGUAGUAAGUUGUAUUUUUAAGACAUGUCAUAGUAGAACUGUAGUAAAAAAUGGUGAAAUUCAUAAACCUAAAUUUGAGCAAUUAUAAUUAUAAUACAUUAGUUUUUUAUCUUCAACAGCUUAAAGACCAUUGAUUGGUUAUGUUGAAUUACGAAGAUAUUAAUAAGAUUAGACUAGUGACAAUUCCUUAUAUUUUAGAGAAUUGACAUCUAAGAUUUCUGCUGAGUUGGAAUUUUCAAUUUUAUAUCUUCAAGAAAGAAUGAUUUAAUAGCAAUUUAGAAAAGAAAAAUAUAUGGCAAGGGAAGAGAAAUUAACAAUCGCAUAAUUGUGGAGAAGUGUUAAUUUUUAUUAAGAAAUAACUCCUAAAAUAAUAGAUGUUAUAGAAAAGAAAUAAAAAUUUUGGGAUAAUUUAAUUGAAGGUUAUGAUGAUUUGGAACCAUUUCAUAAAGAAUAGCUAUAAUUAUGUAAAUCUAUAGAUGAAAUAUAUAAAAAAAUUAAAUGUAAUAGUUAUAUUUAAUAAUUAAGCAACAAUUAUAAUUCCGGAGGUAUUUUUUGAUAGAUCAAAAGAUAUAAGUUUAUAAACAGUUCUCAAGACAUUAGAUCCAGAAGAUAGAAAUAUUAAUAUAUUAAAUUUGAAGUUAUAUUCUAUUCUAUAUUCAGUCAUUUUAAAUGAUUUUGAUAGAGUAAUAUAUUAUAUUGUUAUUUAUUUAGGCAUUUUAAGCAGAGAAAUAAAUUGAAGAAUUAAUAAAGGAAGAUAGAUAAAAAUCAAUUGAAAUAAUUGAUGAUUGUGCUUUACUUAAAGAUGAUGCUGUAAUUAUAUUAGUAAGUCUUGUAAAAAAGAAGGGUCAUAUUGUGAAUAAGAAUUUAUUGACUUUGGCUAAUUUUUUUGAAUUUCAAAAUGUUUAAGACAUAGCAGGAGUAUAAAAAAUAAUUAUUAUAUUAGUAAACUCUAAUAUCAUCUUUUCUACCACCUGAUUUAAGGGCAUUACAUGAUGCUUCAUUAAAUGACUUUGUUUCAAAAGGAUUUACUAAAUAUUCUGUUUAAAGCAUUCAUUCUUUUUAUUUAUAAAAAUAGGGCUAUUUAAGAGAAUGUUAUAUUAAAUUGGGAAAUUUAUUUUAAGAUCCCUCUGAUUUUAUAUUAACAGGUUCAGUUCUUAGAUUGCAGCCCUCUUAUGAUAUAAUUAUUUUUGAUAGUUAUGGCAAAAUAAUUGGUUCUAGCUAAGAUUUUUUUGAAAAAAGAAUUUUACCUAAUAAUCCAAAUAUGACAAUGGAAAGAUUUGUUGAAUAAGGGUAUAUCUUUAUGUUGAUGCCAUUUAUUUUAAUUAAUUUAAGAAAAUUAGCUAAUGAGACAGAAACAGAAUUUGUUGAUUAUACUUAUUUUCCAGAAUAGUUAUAAGAUAUUGGGUUAUAAUAUGGAUAAUUUUUUAAUGAUAGAUAAAAAUAAGAUCAAAAAUUAUCAUCUUAUAAUUUAACUACAAUAAAAUCUUAAUUAGUUUCUCAUGCUUCAGCAAUCUCAGCAAGAAGUUUCAUUAAUUAAGAAGAUUAGAUUAAAAUUAAAGGAUUAAAUAUCCCUAUGUUACAAAUAGAAAGGAUGAAUUAAAUACUUGAUUUUUUAUCGAAAUAUCAUGAUGAAUAAUCUAUUAAAUGUGAUAUUCUUAAAAUUAAAUACAAUAUUGAAUUUUAAACUAUGGAAACAAAAAAAGAAAGAUUUCCUUACUUUAUAUUAAAAUUAGAACCUCUAAGUGAAUUUGAAAGGUCUGAUACAAGUUCAAUUAUACCAUAUAAAAAAUCUAUUCGGAGAACUUUGAUGGCUCUUAAAUAUGGAGAAUAUCAAACUGGAAUAGAUUCAUCCAACACAAAAAACUUUAUAACAAGAAAUUUUUAGUAAAGUUCUGAAUAAUUAAAUGAAACAGCUGAUUUAAAAGGUCCUUCUGAUUAACAUUUAUUAGAAUAGAUUAUGGAAAUAAAUGACAUAUCAAAUUCUAAAAUUGUUAAAUAACUUGAUGAAUCUAAAGUAGUCUUUGAAAAUCCAUAAAUUUCAAGAAUAGAAGAUUAAGAUUUUCAGUAAUUAGUUCAAGAAAUUGAAGAAAGUAAAAUAAAUGCUUAAUAACCUGAACAACAAGAACAAUUCGAAGAUCCUAAAUAUGAUUCUGAUCUAAUAGAAAAAAAGUCUGAUAGUUCAAAAGGCUAAAAAUAAAAAAAAAAAAAUGAUAUUCUUGAUAUUUUAAGAAAAAAUAUCAAUAAUUAAGAAAUUUUAGAUCAUGAUAUUAAAUAAUCAUCUAGACCAAGUUCAACAAAAACAUCAUCAUCAAAAUCUCCAUAUUUAUUAAUUAGAUCACUCUAUCAAUUAGGAGAAAUUAAUACAUAAAUUUGGCUAAUAAUCAUAUUAAAUGUUAUUGUUUGUUUUGUUGCUUUAAUAUUAGUUUUCAUUAAGAUUUACAUCGUUUAAGGUAAUAAAUUUAACAAUAUUUUAAGAUUAAUUUGGAAUUCUUUAAACGAAUUUAAAUUAUGUUCAAUAUCCAGAAAAAAUUAAUAAUUACUUUUUAAAAACUUUGAUGUUCUCAUCCAAUAUUCUUCAUUAGAAUUUAGGACUAGUUAAAUAUAGUUAAUUAGUAAAUGAUGCUCUUAUAACGGAAUUUAGUAAUUUAGCCUUAAAUAUCGAAUUAGAUUUAAAAAGUAUAUAUGAAGAUAUCAUUUCUUUUGAAAAUUAAGUAAUACUCUUAAAUGAUAAUCUCAGAAUAAUUAAUAAUUUACAGCAAUUUGACAUUACAUUUGAUCUGACAAUACUUUUAGAAUAAAUUUCCUCAAAUUCAAUCACUUUAAAUUAGUAAAUAAAAAAUGAAUUAGAUGAGAAAUUCUUAUCAUUAAAUUUAUUUUUUAAAUUAAAUAUGGUCCAAGUAAUUACAGUUAGUAAAAGUUAUAUAAAUUAUCUUAAUGAAAAUUUAAUAUUUUAUGAAUAAUAAAUUGUUAAUGCUUUAAUUUAUGUUGUGGUAGCAGAGCUUUGUGUGAUAACAGCUUUUAUGAUUUUGAUAAUCAAAGUUUUAUAGGAUGUAAACUAUUUAAUUAGAAAAAUAUUAAUCUUAAUAACAAAAUUAAGUGAAGAUGAUGUAAAUUAGAUUAAUAGAAUUUACAAUGAAAUUAAGACUAUUUUAAAGGAUCCAAAAUAAGUUUAAUGGAAAUAAACAAACUUUGUUAAAUGCAUUUUUGAAUCAAAUUUUGUAAAGGCAAAAUAAGAUUUAAAUUUUCUCUAAUCUUAGAGUGGAUCAAGUGCUGCAAAAAACGAAAAGUAGAAAUUUAAAAAGAGAUAUCAAAACAGUUCCUUAACAUCGAGAGUAUACAACUUAAGAUUACCAUAAAUUUGGAAUUAUGCAUUCUUAUUUGUCUCAUGGUUAUUUUUAGCUGGAUAUUUACUUGGUGCAUUAGGAUUGUCUAUAUCAAUGGUCUAAUCUAUUAAACCAGCUAUAACUCUUAAUUUAUAAUUAAUAGAAUUUAAAUUAAAGUUUGACUCUUUAGUAGUUUAUGGAGAAAUAUUAAAAACAGAUUAUUUAGUAAAUAAAAAAUUAAAUUCAAUUUUUGAUUUAUCUUAAAUUUAAUCUAAUUUAGAUAGAGUUUUAACAGAAUUUUUUUCCUUAUAAGAAGAUUUUUAAGAUUAAUUAUCUGUAAUUUAUGAUCAGUUAGCAUCAAGUUCAUCCCUUUUAGAAGAAUAAAAAAACUCUUUGUUAAUUCCUUUUAGAAGUUCACUUUGUGAAAGCAAUCCUAGUUUGGUUCCAUCUUGUUCGACUAAUUUAGAAGCAUCUUCAGAUAAUAGUUAAGACUAUGUAUCUGGAGGAAUAGUCGAUAUGGUACAUGAAUUUUCAAAAACAUUGAAAACAUUUUGGUAAACAAAUGAUUAUGCUAUAAUUGAUGAAAUUUAAUUAGAACAGUUUUUAUCUGGGUAAGUUCACACAACAGAAUUCAUCCAUCAUUUUCUAUUUUAAGGAAAGAUAAUGGAACAAAUUGCAAGCACAAUGUUAAGUUUAAAUAAAAACACUUUAGAUUCUGUUAUAUUAACGUUUCAGAUUUAUAUGUAUACAAUGGGAUUGGUAUUGAUUAUCAUAUAUAUUGUAUGUUUUUACAAAUGGAUUUUAAGGUUAGAUAAUGCAAUGUAUUUAACAAAAUUAGCUUUAACUUUAAUUCCAGCAGACUCUUUGAAUGAAUAAAAAACAAUGACUGACUUAAAAAAUAUUUAAAAUGAUUGAGA
Paramecium sonneborni is the source of this 5390-nucleotide messenger RNA. The record is from the annotation of a GenBank genome assembly. Lineage: Eukaryota; Ciliophora; Oligohymenophorea; Peniculida; Parameciidae.